CUUCACCAGCACACUCAGCACUCACCUUCAGGAAGCGCGACAUCUGUGAGGGUCAAAGCCUCUGAAAGAGCUCUCUGAAGACUAUAAUGGAUCCCUGCGAGUGCUCCAAGACUGGGUCGUGCAGCUGUGGUGACUCGUGCAGCUGUGGUGGACAAUGCAGCUGUGGUGAGUCAUGCAGCUGUGAUAAGUCAUGCAGCUGUGGUGAUUCCUGUAAAUGCACCAACUCCCAGUGUGCAUCCAAAAAGAAAGGCUGCUGUGCUACUGGCUGCAGAAAAUGCACAUCUGGAUGUGCGUGUCCAAAGGCACAUGGGGACCACAAGUAGUCAUUGAAACCAACACUUCCUGCUGUGUAAACUUGUCUCUGUAUUCAUUGAAAUUUCAGUAAAUUGAAUCCGUGCCAUCUGUUCAUGGUAGUGAUCCUCUGUCAAGUUUUUUUUUUUUUUUUUCCUUCUUACUCAAAUGUGUUGAGUGGAACCUCUUUGUCAUUGUUUUGACACAUGUAGAUUAUAUAUUUAUGAAAGUUAAUAAAUCACAAAUUAAAUCA
Molecule: messenger RNA, 544 nt
Organism: Neoarius graeffei (lesser salmon catfish)
Lineage: Eukaryota; Metazoa; Chordata; Actinopteri; Siluriformes; Ariidae
Gene: mt2
Product: metallothionein 2
Exons: 3
Coding region: 87-323 (78 amino acids)
Source: RefSeq, a predicted model, not a curated record